Molecule: messenger RNA, 441 nt
Organism: Eubalaena glacialis (North Atlantic right whale)
Lineage: Eukaryota; Metazoa; Chordata; Mammalia; Artiodactyla; Balaenidae
Gene: SMIM34
Product: small integral membrane protein 34
Exons: 3
Coding region: 1-441 (146 amino acids)
Source: RefSeq, a predicted model, not a curated record
AUGUGGAAGGAGAAGGCCUUUGGCACCUACAAGCUGUAUGACAUUGGAGCCAGAGGGGAUCAGGGAGCCCCCAACCAGACUCAGGCCAGCCCUGUCCUGGGGCACCUGCUGAGGGACCACUUGGAGGGAAGGAACAGCACCAACUCCACCAGGGCCCUGAAGCUUCCAGAUGGGACCAGUGCCGCCUGGUAUAUCCUCACCAUCAUUGGCAUCUACGGAGUGAUUUUUCUCUUCCGACUGGCCAGCAACGUCCUCAGAAAGAACGAUAAAUCCUUGGAAGAUAUUUAUUACUCAAAUUUGACCUCUGACCUUAAGAAGAAAGGGCUCCAGAGCAGGGCAGCCAAAUGCUCUUCACUGCCCGUUACCAACAGAGCUGUCCUGCAGCCCAACCAGGCCAGCCUGAAACAGCAGCCCCACACCGAAAUCCAAGGAAUCCCUUGA